AUGAAUUCCCCAGCACUUCUCUCGGAGGUAUUCUCAUUGAAUGAUCCUGUUACUUCGGAGGGUGACUAUAUGAGCUCCCAUGUGACCGGGUUUGGAACGGACGAAGACGACAACAGCCAACGAGUCGGAGGUCUUGUCUCUAUGCCUGACACCAACGGCGUGAGGUACCACGCACAGCAGCCUGUGAUGCAGGAUUUACAAUAUUCGGGUUCGAGUGCUCUUGCAAUGACUCCACCAGACUCUUGUCCCGACUCAUUUUCGCCCACAUCUGGUCCCCUCUUCCCUCAUCUCUCUCGGCUUCAGCAUCCCUUUGAUAGAAUGGCAGACUAUCAACGGGUGCCAGCGCUUCAACCGCCGACCGGCAUGCCAUCCAAUAUGCAAAGUUCAGGACAUGCCUUGAACUCCAUUCCAGCACUCAUGGGACGCAAUAAUUCCUACGGUUCGUACGCUUUACAGCGCGGAAUCGGAAAUAUCGGCAUACCCUUGGGAGGAAUGAACGAUCUCUCCCGUAGCCAUGGAUAUCCUGGCACUCCUCGCGCUUUAGAUAGCGGGAUGGAUCGAUCUCAGAAUACUAUGUAUCAGCAACCGAUAGUGGAGUCCUCACCACGCUCACAACCCCAGGUUGAGGCUCCGCCCUUUGACGACACGACAGUUCUUCAUACAGUUGUGGCAGAGUUUGGUGGCCAAUAUCAGACAGUGAAACCAGACGUCCAAGCAAAAAUGGGUCGAGGGCCCUUUCCAGCUGAGGGCAAGUGGACUUGCUAUCGCCGCAAUUACUUUGCAGUGACCUGCGGCUUCGGUCUUCAUCCUUGGCCUCCCACUGCUCCCCUAUACAUCCGCUAUCCUGACCAGACCCUUGAACCAAUCCGUGGAUUUUCAAUGGCGAUUUCAGCUAUUGUGAACGGGCAAUAUGGAGAAACCCGAGAACUUGUUCAACACACCCCAAAGCGAGACAAGCAAUCCGAACGCAAACCAGGUCGUGUCGUUCUUCAGCCUGCACCGCCACCUUCAUUCACAGCAACCUCGUCAGUUAAUGGAAGUCUUUCCGGAUUCCCCCUUGGCUCGCAAUCUAUGGACUACAACCCUUCCUUCGCCGGGACACCUCAGCCGUGCCAGCCCCCAACUUCCCACGUAUUCGAACGCAUCCAAUUCCAGAAAGCGACUGCCAACAACGGCAAGCGCCGCGCUCAGCAACAAUAUUAUAAUCUGGUCGUUGAACUGUACGCUGAGGUUGCUAGCUCAGUUCCCGGUGAAACCGAGUGGGUACAGAUCGCCCGACGCCACUCCCACCCCCUGGUCGUCCGCGGACGUUCACCCGGUCACUACAAGGACGGACGCCGUGGCAGUACUGGCAGUAUGGGCCCGGAUGGGGCUGGUGGAGACAACACCUGCGGUGUUCUUCCUCACGGGCUGGGCCAAACGGGUCGUUCACACAUGCUCAUCGACAGUCCUCUCAUCUCCUCCUCUUCUUCUUCUGGGUUCGAGUACUCAAUGAUUGAUACCAUGGAUCCCAUGGAUACCAUCAAGUCCGACCUUUACCUCAAAUCAGAUCCCUAUCAGGAUAAUACCUAUACAGGGGUUCCUGGCCACCAACACCGCCAGUCUAGUAAUGGUGGAUACGACCCCGUUUACUCAACAACUUAUAGCCGUUACGAUCCUAUUCAGAAUUCGCAUAGUCUAUGCACUUAG
This is a messenger RNA of Penicillium verrucosum, 1689 nucleotides long. RefSeq lists its product as uncharacterized. Gene Ontology annotation, cellular component: nuclear chromosome. NCBI's taxonomy places the organism in Eukaryota, Fungi, Ascomycota, Eurotiomycetes, Eurotiales, Aspergillaceae. The coding region runs from base 1 to 1689 and encodes 562 amino acids. Gene Ontology annotation, biological process: meiotic cell cycle; positive regulation of transcription by RNA polymerase II. Gene Ontology annotation, molecular function: DNA binding; DNA-binding transcription factor activity. The record is from RefSeq and is a predicted model, not a curated record. The transcript is spliced from 5 exons.